Stegodyphus dumicola is the source of this 920-nucleotide messenger RNA. Its product is annotated as astacin-like metalloprotease toxin 5. Lineage: Eukaryota; Metazoa; Arthropoda; Arachnida; Araneae; Eresidae. The record is from RefSeq and is a predicted model, not a curated record. Gene Ontology annotation, molecular function: metalloendopeptidase activity; zinc ion binding. Gene Ontology annotation, biological process: proteolysis.
CUCUUCGGACUUUUCUGCCAACGAACAUGAUGAUGAAAUACGUUAUUGCGUUCUUUUUUGUUGUGGUGGUAGUUUCUGCUAUCUCAGAAGAUGAGGAGAGUCGUCUGGCUUUACAAAAUCCUGACCUCUUUCAGGGAGAUAUCUUAGGAAUACACCCUGGCGACAGAAAUGUUAUUCCUCAGCUUCAUAAGAGAUGGCCCAACAAGCGCGUUCCAUACAUUAUUGAUUCUUCACUCGAUACAGCAAAGGCAACUGCCCUCAUCUUGCAGGCUAUGAAUGAUUAUCAUAUAAAUACUUGCGUCAAAUUUGUACCCAGGACUACAGAAAAGAACUACAUCAAGCUUUUCUCUGGAAAAGGAUGUUAUUCCUACGUUGGAAUGAUUAACCGUGGAGAGCAACCAGUGUCCCUUGGACAGGGGUGUUUACGAAAAGGCACCAUUGUACACGAACUAGGACAUGCUAUUGGUUUCUUCCAUGAACAAAACAGAUCUGAUAGGGAUGACUAUCUCAUUAUUUAUUGGCAGAAUAUUAUGACAGGUAUGGAAACCCAAUUCACUCGCCUGCAACCUAGUCAAAACUUGCUUCUGACUGAUUUUGAUCACACAUCUAUCAUGUUAUAUGGAAAUUAUGCUUUCUCCAAAGAUGGAAGAUCUGUAACGAUGGUUGCAAAAAAUGGUCAGCGACUGCUGGAACCGUACGAAAAACCAGGUCUUACCAAAAGCGACAUUCAACGUGUAAAUGAAAUGUACAACUGUGAAGAAUCUAGAUUGUUCCCUUGAAGUUACGUCUGUGAAUAAAAAAAAAUUGAAAUAUCAGAGUUGUAAGAAAUAUUUCUUAAAAAGGUUUUUACUAUAACUUUAAAGGAUAUAAAAAAUUGUAUAGUUUUGUAUUUUUAAUAAAAUUUCUGUGCGUAGUAGCAA